Gymnodraco acuticeps is the source of this 2599-nucleotide messenger RNA. Its product is annotated as charged multivesicular body protein 4b-like. The record is from RefSeq and is a predicted model, not a curated record. Lineage: Eukaryota; Metazoa; Chordata; Actinopteri; Perciformes; Bathydraconidae. The coding region runs from base 323 to 898 and encodes 191 amino acids. Gene Ontology annotation, biological process: late endosome to vacuole transport via multivesicular body sorting pathway; vesicle budding from membrane. The transcript is spliced from 5 exons. Gene Ontology annotation, cellular component: multivesicular body; ESCRT III complex; cytoplasmic side of plasma membrane.
AUCAGAUGGUUGCAGACAUUAAUCAAUUGAGUCGUUAUAGAAGUAUACCUGACCGCAUUAUCUCUGUAACGACUCAAUUGAUUAAACACUAUAAGACUUAAGUUAUAGUGUUUAAUGUUAUUUAUUGUAGAGUAGCCUAAAUGAUUAGAUAAUUGCGCGGUCUGGUUGGAAUGGUCACUGUCUGCAGAGCGUGCGCGUUUUCUUUUAAAAGUGGUUUCUUGGUAACAGACCGAUGCUACUAGCUGCACCAUUAUUCAGUACAAGGCCAGCUCUGGACCCUGUCAGUUACCUCGGUGUCUCAGUCACUACCUAACUCUCAGAUAUGUCUUUCAUCGGGAAGCUGAGUGGAGGAGAGAAGCUGACGAAGCCCUGCCGGCCGGAGGAGACGGAGCCUCUGCCGGACCGAGAGGAGCUGCUGGGGAAGAAAAGGGAGUUUCUGAAGAAGAAGAUUGACCAGGAGUUUCUGUUUGCCAAGACCAACAGUAGGAAGAACAGAAGAGGAGCUCUGCAGGCGCUGAAGAGAAAGAGGUGGUACGAGAAACAUCUGAAGAACAUCGACUGUGCUGUGAAGGCCAUGAGGUCUGCUCAUGAACACAUGGAGAUUGUCAACAAGCUGAAUGACGUGAUGAAGGAAAUCACAGAGGAGCACGAUCUGACCCAGGACAUGACCGAAACCCUCCUCAGUUCUGCCGGCUUUGAAGUGGAAUUUGAUGAGGAAGAGCUGCUGGCAGAGCUGCAGAGGCUAGAGAACAGUUUGGAUGAGACUGUCUUUAAUAAGGACGCAGCGGAGAGGAGGCUGCCAUCCUCUGCCUCACAUUCUCAACCUGCCAUGACAGAGGAAGAAGACAUUGAAGGAGACUUAGAGCGUCUGAGGUGCUGGGCGAGUGCUCCCUCAUAGGCACACCCGCCAAAAACACAGGCAGUGAGAGGAAAGGAUGGAAUAAAUAAGCAGAAAUGAAAGGAUUGUUAUGAGAGUUUUGUGAGAGCAUUAAAUGUAAGACGUAGGCUAUUACAACAAAUCUAAAUCAUUUAUAUUGUAUUACAUUAUAUUAUAUUGUAGUUCUGUGAUAGAGUUUUAUAAUACACUACUAUACAUAGUGGACUCGUCCUGUUCAUUUGUGGGCCAUGGGACAUUUGUGACUUCCCUCCAAGUUAUCAUUUGGUCCAAUCCGUAUGGAAAUAUCCAUAGAUAUAAUGUGCUGGUUACUAUCCACACCAGAAGGGGCGGUACAUGCCCACGCACAGGCCCUUUUCACAAUGACGUAUGGGAACUAUUGAAUUUUUUGCAAAUGCCAUAUGCAAUAGUUGAAUGACUUAGGGAUUACAAGUAUCUGUAGCAAAAACACAUGUAAUCGGUUUCUCUUAAAGGCUUAAAGUCACGCAAAGCUCCCUAAAGCUGUAGGAGCAACCUCAUGAGCAAAAAAGCUAUUAAGAGUUCUUGGGGUUUGGACUGAAGAGAAAACUCCAUCAAAAGAGAGCAGACAACGAUAAACACAUACUUUAACAAUUGCAUCAUAACAGUAGAUGCAGUAAAGGACAUUGCUGAUUUUCUCAGAUCAUGAGAACGGAGCUGCCGUUAACCUGUGGCUGAUGCUGUUAACUGACUCCAGGGCCAUCUGCUCAGCACCUGGAUGUAGGCCAGGGGUGUCCAAAAAUGUUUCACUGAGGGCCACAUACAGACAAAUGUACGAUGGGCUGGGCCCCUCACUAGAGGUGAAGUACAUUGGUUCAUACGUUAGGUUAUAAGGUAGCAAACUCAGAUUGUUAUAAUAAGGGGAAAUAGGACGGGUAUAUUUCAAGCAAAUAUAGUUAUUGUUUAAUUUUUUUAACAACUAAGACUAACAACUUGUUAGAAAAUGUUUUCAACUUUAAUUGACAGAAUUUAUUUGAAAAGUGGACUUAUGAAUACUGGACAUGAAUACUACUGUGUAAUAUCUGUUUACUAUACAUAUAUAUUUAAGAAGUACAAUAUAAGGCAAGUACAAGUUUCAUGUUUGGGCCUUAGUUGGCCCCCGGGCUGUAGUUUGGACACCCCUGAUGUAGGCAGUUAGAAGCUGGAAUCUCUCCACCACCUUAAAUAACCUUAAGGAACUUAUGAAGGUAAUACUGUGUAGGCGUAGGUUGUGACCCAUUAAACAGAGAGCUGGUGCCAACACAGCCUGGUUUUAUCAGCAGGAUAUCACACCUGUACCACUGUUUACACACCUUUAGCAGGACUUGAUUAAGGGCAUAACAUUGUCAUUGCAGCUGUUCCCUCAUGAUGUGUAGACAGAAGCUGUGGUACUAUAAACACAAAAGCACAAUGAGCACUAGCUCUAGUCCUUACCAUGUACCAUGGUAUCAUGUCAUUCACAUUCAAACACUGUUUGUUAGAUAGAUGUUAUACUUAAAUCAGUCACUGUAUGGGAAUCUUAGAGACAUUAAAGCAAGCCUUGAUAAAUCAUAUUUUUGCAUAGUCUUUGGGAAAUAUUAGAUUUGGCUGCCUCCAUGUAGAAUGUUUAUCCAUAAAUCUCCAAAUGUUGCAUGCAGCAUCAACACUCAAGACUUAUAUGCAUUUGUUUCAGUUUUUAUAUGUAGCAUGUAUUCAACAAAUAAAUUG